AUGAAAAUAGUACAAAAAGAAAAUUUUAAUCAAUGGAAUGAGACAGAAUUUGAAAGAAAUUUAUGUACUUCACAUACAUAUACAAAAUCAAAAGAAUUUUCUAUUGAUGCUUAUUCACAAAAAAAUAUUGAUAUAUCAAAUAAAGAUAUAAAUAAUAUAUCUGCAAUUGCUUUGAGUAGUGAUGAAAUAUUAGAAUCUUUAAGUAAAGUGAAGAAAAAAAAUAAUAAUAAGGAUACUAAAAUUGCAACCGCUUUUCCUAUAUCUGAAUCUAUAUCAUCUGAUGUUCUGGAUACAAAUGAUAUUUUUUUAAAUAAUGAAAUAAUCGAAACUAUGAAGAUUUCAUGUUAUUUUAAUUUAUCUAAAAUUAUGAUGUUUUUACAUAAAAUUCAUUUGGGAAAAAAAUUAAAUAAAAAAUCAUACAUGAGCUGUAUUGUAUCAAUUAUUAUUUUAUUUCUUCAGUAUGUAAAUGCAUCUCAAAAAAUUGAACACUGUACAAAUAGAUUUAGGUCUAUAUGUGAUAAUAUCACUUUUUUUUCCCCAUAUAUCAAUUCAGAUGAUCUUCAUGAUACUAUAUUUUAUUAUUGUCAUACCUAUUCUUUUGAUUUUUCUAAUAUUUCACUAUAUCUUUUAAUCGCUUUUGCACUUUUAAUUAUCUUUAUGAUUAUUUAUAUGCAUUUUCCUAGAAGAUUACCAUUUGGAAGUAAUUUAUUUGGUAGAAGAAGAAAUAGGAAUGUAUUGGGAGAAUCAAAAUUAAAGGAGGAAUCAGAUGAAGGAUCAGGAUUUCAUGAAGAAUCACAUAAAGAAUCAGAAUUAUUAGAGGAUUCACAUAUUGAAUCACAAUUAUCUUUGAGACCGUAUGAUGCAUCGGCAUUUUAUGUGAAACCUAGUGAAGAAUUAGAGUUAUAUGAUGAAGUUUUUGGAUCCAAAGAAAAUUUGCUUCUUUGA
This is a messenger RNA of Plasmodium relictum, 945 nucleotides long. RefSeq lists its product as hypothetical. The coding region runs from base 1 to 945 and encodes 314 amino acids. The transcript has 2 exons. The record is from RefSeq and is a predicted model, not a curated record. NCBI's taxonomy places the organism in Eukaryota, Apicomplexa, Aconoidasida, Haemosporida, Plasmodiidae.